This is a messenger RNA of Peniophora sp. CBMAI 1063, 1545 nucleotides long. The record is from the annotation of a GenBank genome assembly. NCBI's taxonomy places the organism in Eukaryota, Fungi, Basidiomycota, Agaricomycetes, Russulales, Peniophoraceae.
AUGGCGUCCAGCUCGGCUACCGUCUCUGGUCCUCGUGUGCAAGCAGGCCGUCCGCUUGGGAAGGAGAUUCUGCUCCGUGUUGAUGUUGACGGGGUAAAUGGCCUACCUCUCAAGAAGGCGGGACGCUCCCUGUCCUAUCGAGUUUACUUUGAGGCUCUCUCGGAUGGAGGCUCGCGUGAUAUACGUACCUCAAGAGCGCAUGAAGGUCAUGGAUCGCUUCAGGGGACGGUGCAAUGGAACGAAACUAUCCACAUCCGCUGUUUGAAAUUGUCUUAUAUCCGCGUCUCUCUGUAUUACUUCAAGGCCGAUACAGAUGGUGGCUUUCCUGUCACCUACGACGCGAGCAUGUCCGUCGUUGACUUCAUCUCCGCCAUUAAGAUACCAAUGAUGACUUACACUGAGCCGAAGUCGGGUGAUCACCCAUGCAACUUGUUUCUUUCCGUCACCGAAACUAUGUCCAAGGGCGAGGAAGAGACUUGCGAUCUGAGUACUUCAUGUCUACAGGCCCAGCAUGACCGGUGUCACAUUGAUCCGAGGGUGCCGAUUGGCGUAUGGAGUACUGCAUUCAGUCAGACGUCACUAUUACUUGACACUGUUUGUCGGUGGAACUGGGGUAGGGAGGUAAUCCCGACACCUUUCUGGGUGGGCCUUCGGGCUCAAGGCUGGCUCUACAUGGCAUACCGAGAUCGUUACAGUGGCAUGGAAGGAAAUGAUCAGCUCGACAAAGAUCUAGGGAGAGUCUUUGCGUGCAUGCAAGAGUCUAUGAAUGUGAUUCAACAACCUGUCGCACGUACGCGCGAGCCAAGUAAGCGCUAUUAUAUAAAGUGGACUAUUCUUGCGGUGUAUAGCGGGAUGCAACACAUACGCGAGGAUUUCAUCGGAGAUUGGCAGAAGGAGCAUAAAACAUACGUGGCAGAAAUGGUGAGGCUUGCCUGGAUCAUCGUCACACCAAAUCCACCUGCAACAGCCACCGACACUUCAACGACGAUAGCUAAAGACACGCUCCUCCUCGUUCUGGAUGCCAUCGUACAAUCUUCGGACGCAUUUCCUCCGCUGAAGAGCGCAGCCAGCGGCCUGCUCUUCUUCGCUACCUGUGCGGACACGACGUGCGGCAACAAGAAGCAGAUGCGUGACAUAUACAAGCGGAUUCACGGCUUGGCUGCCUCGCUCAAACGCGGUACUAAGGAGGGGAGCCGGAUCACCCCCGAACAUCAGGAUGCCAUCGAAGUUCUUGCAGCAGAUAUCGAAGCCUUGAAGGGCGAUCUGGAGGGCAUCAUCUCCGAACGCAAGAGCCGCUUCAAACGGUUCUUCUCGGCCAGACGACACCGCGAAGAGCUCAAGGACGUCGUGGAACAGCUCGAGACCUCCAAGUCAAACUAUACUACUGCAUUGGCCACGUUGAACGCCAUGACGAUCGCCGAGGUCAACAGCGAGGUGAGGGCGAUCGCGCUCGUCCUGGACGCGCGCCCGAUGUACAUGCCCGGUACGCGUCGUGCACAAGAUGUCACAUUUCCUAGUGGCCCGAGCCGGUUUGGGGAGGUUUGA